Messenger RNA from Cololabis saira (Pacific saury), 2595 nucleotides. RefSeq names its product tumor necrosis factor, alpha-induced protein 2b (gene tnfaip2b). Gene Ontology annotation, biological process: exocyst localization; exocytosis. The record is from RefSeq and is a predicted model, not a curated record. The transcript is spliced from 11 exons. Bases 93 to 2192 code for a protein of 699 amino acids. Gene Ontology annotation, cellular component: exocyst. Gene Ontology annotation, molecular function: SNARE binding. NCBI's taxonomy places the organism in Eukaryota, Metazoa, Chordata, Actinopteri, Beloniformes, Belonidae.
UGUUUACAUCUUUGCCUCGGCUGACGAGUCAGGGUGAUUUAUACACCUGUCAGUCUCAGCAGUCGCACUUCAGCAGUCGCACUUCAGCAGCGAUGUGUGAGAAGAUUUUUGUCUGUUUUCCGGGCAGAUCGUGCAGAUCUUUCAGACUGAAAGAUUUGUCAGGACCGUUCUCGGAGCGCUGGGCCCGUUUCUCUGCCUGGACCAGGACCGUCACCCAGCUGGAUACCCGGCCAGAUCCAGACAUGAGGAUCCGCUCAGAUUCAGAGCACGUCAGGGAAAACUUGUUUGCCAGUCAGAGCAGGAGCUCCCCGGCAGGGAAGUGGUUCAGAGGAAAACUCCCGAGAUUCUGGGGGAAUCAGAACCCCGGUGCUGCUGUCCCCGGCCCCCCGGCGGACGGACAGCCAGCUGUUGAUGCAGGACCCUCAGCUGCGACCUGCACGUUUGAGCAGCUUCUGCAGGACAAGCGUUUCUUUGAGGCCAGCCGGCAGCUGAUCGACAGGGAGAACCAGCUGCUCGGAGACACGACGGAGCAGGACAAACUGAAAGACUGCGCAGAAGAGCUGUCUCAGCUCCGUGCAGACCACGACGCCCUGGAAAAGAUGGUGGUUCAGAGUGUGCAGCAAAGCCUCUCCCUCGUCGCUGACGAGGUCAUGGACGAGGCCGCGGCCUCCGCUCUGGCCGCAGCUCUGGCGUCUGCCGUGAAAGCCGUCUACGAGGAAGAGGUGCAGGACCAGCGGUGGAAACGGAGGAAAAGUCGGAGUCCCAGCAACUGGAAGAAGCUCCACGACGCCACGCUUCGUAGUCUGGUUGAGAGUCGCCUGGACAGCCCGGUGACGAGGCUUGCCGGCGAGGGGGAGCAGUCCAGCCUGCAGCUGGACGUCCAGGCCAUGGGCCGGCAGCUGAGGGAGGACCUGCUGCUGGUGGUGACGGCCCUGAAGGGCUGCUACCCCCCGGAGGCCGACAUCUGCCACUUCUACGCUACGCUGUACCACCAGGCCUUCAGCACCAGGCUCAGGAAGAUGGCAGACUUUGUUCUGGACGAAAAGGACUGCACGUUUGUCCUGCGCUGGGUCAACGACUACUAUCCCGGAAUCCUCAAAAUGUCUGAGUUGACCGGCGAGAUCGGUGUUGCAGAGCUGGGAAAACUGCUGCCCGAAGACACGCUGAAGUCCCUGGAGGAGCAGUACCUGGAGAAGCAGAAGAGUGACCUGUGGACGUACAUACACCGGGUCCUGGAGGAGGAGGAGAGGAAAUGGGCUGACGGGGAGGAGCCGAAGAGAGACGACGGCUGCUACGUCAGUCCUCUGGCGUUUGACGUCAUUCAGCUCAUCAGUGGCAUGGUGACAGCAGCCACGGCCGUCACAGGGAGCCAGGACAAAGCCCAGGUGUUAACGUGCAAGCUCCCAGACUUUUUAUCCUCCUGGUUCAAACACUUUCAAGAAAACGUCAUGAAGCAGAACGGGAGCAACAACAGAGCGCAUGUCAAAGCCAAUCUGGGCUGCGUGGAACAGUUCAGGGACGUCCUUCAAAGGAAAAGUCAUUUCUUCCAGGAGGAUGUGCAGAAAAGCUGCCUCUGCAUCCUGACCGAAAUGAAGCAAGCUGUUCAUUCCUAUUUACUAAGUCCUGUGCACAAGACCCUCAGGCCACAGUACCUGAAAGUGGGAACCAAAGACUGGCUGAAGAAGGAUUUGUUUGACAACCUCCUGAGCAAGAUCGAGAAAGAAGCUGUGGAGCUGCAGGGCUCGUCCCUGCCCUGUCACCAGGAGCUGAUGGGCCAGUUCCACAGGGAGGUGACUGAGGAAUACGUCCGGAAACUCCUGAGAGGAGAGCUGAAGCUGAAGAGCAGGGAGCAGCAGCAGGCGGCCUACACGGCCGUGGCCGACAACGCUGAGGGUCUGCACAGGCUUUUCAGGAAGAUGGGAUCAAAGGAGGAGUGGCUGAAGGAAAUCCUGACCAUGAUGGCGGAGGUGUUGAAACUCCAAGAUCUUCCUGCCAUACAGAUGCAGAUAGUCUCUCUGGGAUCUGCUUAUCCUGACUUCAGCGAAAAACAUGUUUCAGCUCUCCUCAAACUGAAGACGAACGUCUCCAAAGCCGACAGGAGAACCGUCAAAGAGACACUCUCAGACACUCGGAGAGAGUCGAACGCCGGCGCCGCCGCGCCGCCGUUCUUCUCCAAGAUCGAGGUCAAGUGAGCCGUUGUUUGUCUGUUGCUUCCGUGUAGGGAUUUGAACCUCGUAAGCUGGAUUUUACCGAAUCAUAAGUCAGUGUGGCAUUUGACACUGUGUGUUUUUGAAGAUGUGAAACUGUAAAUAUCGUCGUUAUCUGUGAUGCACGUAAAAGAAAAGUGUCUCAAGUGCAAUAACUGCUGGAGGAUACGUGUGUGCUGUCUAGGAGACGCCUUUUAGUCCUUGUAAAUCUGUGUUUUUGUAAAUCUCUGAUUGUGCACAUUUUCAUACCAGUUUUAGAAAUUAUUUUUGUAUCAUGUGUCUUGCAAAAGUAAAGUAUAAAAGAAAAGAACAUGUGUUUAUGUGUGUGUGCAUUACCUCAAAUGUUCACUUGUACGUCUGUAUUUACAAAUAAAUGCUCGAAAAACUU